This is a messenger RNA of Spodoptera littoralis (African cotton leafworm), 1128 nucleotides long. NCBI's taxonomy places the organism in Eukaryota, Metazoa, Arthropoda, Insecta, Lepidoptera, Noctuidae. The record is from the annotation of a GenBank genome assembly.
AUGAAUCCACCAAACCAACCACCAGCGCCUCAUAGUGCGAGUAACGGUUUUGAUACAUCGAUAAACCCAACACCUCCAACGUUUUUGGACUCUGGGUUGCCACAACAGACCACUGCACCAUUUACAGUGGCUGUCAAUUCAGUCCAAGUACAACCAAGACAACCCCACAGUGGCUUGAUCGACUACCGGACUUGGCUGAAUACACAACCUACACAAGUAGUUCAUCGGCCAAAUGUUCUACCCGUACCAACAAAGCCGAAACGGGUUAGAACCGGAUUUACUACUCAACAACUGAUUGUUCUAGAGAAACAGUACUCGAAGGUUCCGUACUUACCCCGAUCUCAACGAAUAGAGCUGGCAGAGACACUGCAGCUAACUGAACGCACCAUCAAAAUAUGGUUUCAAAAUCGACGCAUGAAAGCAAAGAAGGAGAAACUUGAAGGUUCUGAAGACAUUCUAGAGAUGAUGUUUUCACAAUGGUUGCCACAUCAGAGUGCAGCUGUGUCAGUCCCAGUGACUGCGCCAAAUCAGCACAUCUGGCACAACGGACAGCCGACCGGAUGGACAGCAGUGAGACCCCAGGGUCUGCCAGCCACGUAUAGGAAGCCUAAACGCGUAAGAACGGCGUUUACAACGGAUCAACUGUUGGCGCUAGAACAUGAGUUUAAGUUGACUCCUUUUUUGGCUCGACCUAGACGUUUGCAGUUAGCAGACGUGUUGCAACUAAAUGAGAGAACCAUCAAAAUUUGGUUUCAAAAUCGGCGAAUGAAAGAAAAGAAAGACAGGGCAGAGAGCCAAAGCUCGUCUGGUUAUAGUUCUGAAAAUAAUGAGGGGCCAAUAAUGCACUACCCGGGCAUGGCCCCGAGUUACCCAGAAGUAACUACGCCGAUGGCUCCAAAUUUAAUGCCACAACAACCUCAAAAUUCCCAGUGCAUGUAUGGUUCUCAGCCCGGUAUUCCUCCGAGCAAUAUCCCGGAACAACCCUACCAAGCCGCAGUCCAAGCUCCUGCCCGAAUAGAACCACUUCUUCCACUACCGGAGCUGCCAGCUCCAAUUGUUCCCAGUGAGAUGAACAACUUUCAAUGGCCUGAUGAGGCUGAAGAUCAACAUAUAUUAACUCCGUUGUAA